CUUUGUUUCUGGUUCGUUUUUAUUCGAGUUUUGACACUUGAGUGUGAUUGUGAUUAGGACUAGGAGUCGACAGAGGAGGGUGCGCCGAAAGUAUGUGUCGUGUUUUUCGGAUACAUUCUUUCUGAUUUAAAAAAUUUGAAAAUGUUUUUCGAUUCCUAACGAUAGCGCGACACUACUAUUUUGUCGGAUCUAUGGCUACAUCUCGAUGUAUUUCGCCCGUAGCGUAACGUAGCAGAGUUUUGGUAUCGGGAAAAGUGCUGUAUUUUGAUGUCGAAGUGGUGAACCCAAUCAAAAUGGCGCACCAAAUGCCCCCAUCGGUGAACUGUUCGCUGGAUGAUAUCGACUUGACGGCCCUAAAGGAUCCAGCAGGGAUUUUCGAACUGAUUGAAGUAGUCGGGAAUGGAACAUAUGGGCAAGUCUACAAGGGCCGUCAUACAAAAACCGGCCAAUUGGCAGCAAUCAAAGUUAUGGACGUUACGGAAGACGAAGAGGAAGAAAUCAAGUUGGAAAUCAACGUUCUCAAAAAAUAUUCCAACCAUCGGAAUAUCGCGACGUACUACGGGGCAUUCAUAAAAAAAUCGCCACCCGGCAAAGACGACCAGCUCUGGUUGGUCAUGGAAUACUGUGGGGCAGGAUCUGUGACGGAUUUGGUGAAGUCGACGAAAGGUCAAUCGUUGAAAGAAGAAUGGAUCGCCUAUAUUUGUAGGGAAAUAUUGAGGGGCUUGUCUUAUUUGCAUUCGAAUAAGGUCAUCCACAGGGAUAUCAAAGGACAGAACGUCCUGUUGACAGAUAAUGCCGAAGUCAAAUUGGUGGAUUUCGGCGUUUCGGCGCAGCUGGACCGCACCAUCGGCAGACGCAACACCUUCAUCGGCACCCCCUAUUGGAUGGCGCCCGAGGUGAUAGCGUGCGACGAAAAUCCCGACGCCACCUACGACAAUCGCAGCGAUCUGUGGUCGCUCGGCAUCACCGCUCUGGAGAUGGCCGAGUCGCAGCCGCCAUUGUGCGAGUUGCAUCCGAUGCGGGCGUUGUUUCUUAUUCCGAGGAAUCCGCCUCCCAGGUUGAAGAGCAAAAAGUGGAACAGAAAAUUCCAUGGUUUCAUUGAAACCGUUUUGGUGAAGGAUUACCAUGAAAGACCAUAUACGGAACAGUUGCUGAAACAUCCUUUCAUCAAGGACCAACCAACAGAAAGACAGGUGAGGAUCCAGCUGAAAGACCACAUCGACAGAUGUAAGAAGCGGAAGCAGGAGAAGGAGCGCGAGGACUACCGGUACUCCGGGUCGGAGAACGAGGAAGAAGAGCCGCAGCUAGCCGGCGAGCCGAGCAGCAUCGUGCAGGCCCCGGGAGGGGACACGCUGCGCAGGAAUUUCCAACAGAUACAGGAGGGCAGGACGUUGAGUCAAGUCGAACCGCCACCGAGAAGUGGCAAACACAAAGACAGGGAAGAAAUUCCGGAACCUGGACCACCAGCUAGACCCCCUAUUCCGACGAGGGUGAUUGUCGUUCCUGAUCCGGCACCACCAAGAAGGCCGUUACCACCCCCACCAGACAAUAAUUUCGGAGCUUCAAAAUCUCAACAGCAACAACAGAUACAGCAGCAGAGGAAUUCCCAGCAUCAGUUCAAACCGAUGGGUCCUGCACGUAAACCUGAGGAACUCGACGCCUUGGCCGCCCACCUGAACGAACUCGGCGUCCAGCAGACCGCCCAACCGGAGGCGCCGCCCCGCAACCGCAACCACCAUCACCACCAACACAACCACCAGCCGCCUCCGCCUGCCGCGCAGGCGCAAUCUGCCGCCAACAACAACCACGUGCCGCCGGCGGGGCAAGGGGGCGCUUCGGGGGCGGGCGAGGUGGACAGCGAGACGGACAGCGAGCCGGAGGACAACGGGCGGGCGAGGAACGAUGGGACGCUGUUGGCCAGCGAUCCGCCCAAACCGCUGGCCGGCCUGGGGGCGGUGCCAGAGGGGGCAGCCGCUGCGGGGGCGGCGACGUCGAACGCGGGCGGUGGUGCGCCCAACCGCCCGCUGCCGCCCACGCCCGAUGAUGAUGACGAUGCGCCCGGCGGCGAUAAGACGCUAGUGCUCAGAAAGCAGCCCGCAGCUCAUUUAGCCGACAAACCGCUUCGACAAACGGCCGAAGACAUCGACGAAGCUACCCUGCUCAAAGACUGGGACUUCGACAAAUUCUUCCCGACAAAACAAACUCCUUCCUCGUCUACCAACGGCAGCUCCAAAGCUAGCGAAAAAGACAAGAAACAAGGCCACCGCCGUAUGGAGAGCGACUCGAAAAUGUCCAACCCGUUUUUCAGGGGCUUCCGCCGAGAGAACUCCGACUUUUUUCCCAUGUCCUCCAGGCACUCUGCCAUUUUCAUCGACAAGACCGCUAGAUCCAGCGGCAUAUUUAACAAUAACCGGCGAGGCUCUGAUGUGGGCGUGUCUAAAAAGCCUGCCGGCGAGCCUGUCUUGAUGGAGUACAUCAAGAAAACCGACUCGCUAAGUUCCACGCCUAAAAGAGAGCCUAAGCGCGGUUACCAGCCGGAGAAAGAUGGCGGGCUGUUGAGGAAUUUUAUGCGUCCGAGACGCGAAAAGACAGAGUCCGAUAUAGUUUUGAGGCACUCGGAGGCGAGACGCAGCAUCAGAGAGAGCCUGGAGGCGAGAAGGAGAGAGAUAGAGGCGCAGUUCACGCGCGAGGCGGACGAUAUGCGCAGGCGCAGCUCGAAGCCCAUCGAGGUGGGCUCGCUGAAUCUGUCCGUGUCUUCGACGGGCUCGAAUUCCACGGCGGGGGAUGAGUUUUCUUUUGUUCAGAACGGAAGAAGUAGUGGCGAACAUCCUAGACAAAGCGUCUUGCCGGAUCUUCUUAGCCAAGCCAGUGGUAGUCCUGGUACCCCUUCUGCUCGAGAUAAGUCCACAAAUGAAGAGUUCCUCAUCACCCCGCCCAUCUCCUCCUCCUCCCCCCACCACCCGCAUCCUCCCAACUCCUCCCCCCACCGCCAGCCGCAUCCGAACGCUAACGCUCUGGCGCUCCAACAGAAGCAGCGCUCCUUCCUGGCGUUCGGCUUCGGCGCAAGCUCCGCCCCCUCGAGGAGGGAGUCGCACGUCAACGUCAACGUCACGCCCACCUCGCACGACGUAUCGUCGGACACGCCCGAGAUCAGGAAGUACAAGAAGCGGUUCAACAGCGAGAUACUUUGCGCCGCGUUGUGGGGAGUUAACCUACUGAUAGGCACGGAACACGGCCUGAUGCUGCUCGAUCGGAGCGGUCAAGGAAAAGUCUACCAGCUGAUAUCGCGCAGGAGGUUCCAACAGAUGGAGGUGCUUGAAGGGCAAAACAUCCUCGUCACGAUAUCGGGCAAGAAAAACAGGGUGCGCGUGUACUACCUCAGUUGGCUGAAGAGCAAGAUAUUGAGGACGGACGGCGUCAGCGAUGUGAGCCAAGUAGAACGCAGGAACGGCUGGAUAAACGUCGGCGAUUUACAAGGCGCCGUCCAUUUUAAAAUCGUCAAAUACGAACGCAUCAAGUUCCUCGUGAUCGCUCUCAAGGACAGCAUCGAGAUUUACGCUUGGGCGCCGAAGCCCUAUCACAAGUUCAUGGCCUUCAAGUCCUUCAGCGACCUCACCUACAGGCCCUUGCUGGUGGAUUUGACGGUGGAGGAGGGCUCCAGGUUGAAGGUGAUCUACGGCAGCAGCGAGGGUUUCCAUGCUGUCGAUUUGGAUUCGGCCAGCGUCUACGACAUUUACUUACCCAAAAUCCCCCAACAUGGAAUUAGUCCACACUGUAUAGUUACUCUACCGAAUACGAAUGGUAUGCAGCUUUUACUGUGUUAUGACAAUGAAGGUGUAUAUGUGAACACCUAUGGUAGGAUAUCCAAGAACAUGUUGCUUCAGUGGGGCGAGAUGCCCACCUCGGUGGCGUACAUCGGCACCGGCCAGAUAAUGGGCUGGGGCAACAAAGCCAUCGAGAUCCGGUCGGUGGAAUCCGGCCAUCUGGACGGCGUGUUCAUGCACAAGAAAUCGCAACGGUUGAAGUUUCUGUGCGAACGCAACGACAAGGUGUUCUUCUCGUCGGCGAAGAGCGGCUCGUCGUGCCAGAUCUACUUCAUGACGUUGAACAAGCCGGGCAUGGCCAACUGGUAGAUAGGGCGACGGUUUAGCCGGGCGACCUUGAAAGGACGUUUUGUUUGAGGGAAUGGGUGGGGGGUAGUGCCAGAUCUACUUCAGGACGUUGAACAAGCCGGGCAUGGCCAACUGGUAGAUAGGGCGGCCUUUUAGCCGGCGACCUUGAAAGGACGUUAUGUUUUGAGGGCAUGGUGAACUGGUAGAUAGGGCGGUGGUUUAGCCGAGCGACCUUGAAAGGACGUUGUGUUCAAGGAAAAGGGAGGGGGGUGGUGCCAGAGGUUGAGUAGCCGCGGAUGAGAUAUACCGGAUCACGAUUGUCAGCGAUAGGAAAUGGGGAAGUUUCCGAUAUUGAGGUUAUUAUUUCUCUGAAGUUUGUAACGAUUUUUUAUUAUUCUCUUUAGAUCAAAUUUCACUUGAGAUGAAAAAAAGUACGACGUUGCAGGCAUAAUCAAUAUGUCUGGAUAUCCGGAUAUUGUUCUUUGAAUACUACCAUAAUACGUAGUUCUGAACUUAUUUUAUAAAAAUUCAUCUGAAGGAAACUUCUCCAUUAUGAAUCGGGAAAUUUCCGAUUUCAUGUUAAUUGUGUUUCUGUAUUUCUUUUUCUGGUAUUUUUCUGGUGCUCGCCCCUCUGUUAUGUCGGUCGGUCGGGGAUGUAUAGUGAGUGAGAUUGCUGGGAGGGUUAACCUGGUUUAAUUUCUGUCGGUUGUUUAGGUUAGGUUUAGACAUUUUUUCCACAGGACUAGUCCGUUUGCUCUGAACUACAUGGAGAAUCAUAACUUUUCCACCAGAAGGUACAUAUUUUUCUAUAAAAAAAAAAUCGUAAUUUCCUAAACUCGUCUGUCUAUUUUUUUUUUUUCGGUGUGUAGAGUUAUGAUUCACCCUGUGUACACCUGAUGAUAUAGUGAUUGUUAUGAUUGUGAUUUGCCCGAUUUGCCGAUAUUCAGUGGUCAAAUCACGUCUCGAACCUCUGAUGAGGAGUGGAAAAAAGACUCUGAGAUAUGUAAGUGUCAAUAUUGUAAGUUCCUUUUUCUCCUAGUAAUUACUAACAAGUUAACUAUAAAAAUGUGGCAUGUCGUAACAAGUGAAAUUGGUGCUACUUCCAUAUAGAUUUUUAGUAAAUACAUGUUUCCUAUAGGUAUUUUUGACUAAAAAGUGUUAAUCAAUUUAUUGACACUUCAUAUUUCGGGAACAUCAGGUGUCUUUUUUUAUCAUGGAAAUCCAAAACGAAUUGGUUGUAAAUUUUCACACGUAGGUACUCAGUUUUUGCUCAAGGAAUAAAGGGUGAGAUGAAUCACAAAAACAUGAAUUGAAUAUACAGGCUAUCCUUCAAAUAACGCCGAAAUUUUUACCCGAUUUCAAAAAUUGAAAGAACAAAUUAAAUGGUUUGAACACUGAAAAUUCAUGCAAAUAUACAAUUUUACCAAAUGUUUCAGUAUAUCUUGUCGCUUGAUUGAGCAUCGAGUUCAGCUUUCCUCAAAAGUCAUUGUUUGAAAAUUUUAUCAAAAUUAUCGAGUUUGCAUUGAAAAACAAAAAAUUGUGUCUGAGUGGAAUUUUAAUUGAUGAAUCUAUUUUUUCUUCUCGAGGAUCGUUUAAAAUGCCUGACAUUGAUCUGGAUAGAUUUUUCUCAGACACAUUUUAUCAAAAUUAAUCUAACCCAAAGCAAGAAAAACUCAUUUUUCGGUUGCAACAUUUGUAUCAGUAAAGUUUUCAAACCAUUAAACUUGUUUUUUAUUAGGAAAUCGGAUGAAAAUGGUGCAUUUACUCAAUAAUCGAAGUCAUAACAUUAUUCAUUCUCAUAACAGGAUUGGAAUUCGGGAAUGAAUUGAAAUGUAAUAACUAGACACCCUGUUAUAAUACGUUUUUUCUCUCCGAAUUUCUAUUCAUAAUUGAACAGGUUUCCUUCACUCUUUAUUCUACUCUACACCUCUUUCAGUUGGAAUCAAGAAAGUAUAAAUAACUAAUCUGAAUUUUGAGUUAAACUUUCUGAAUUACAUUUCACUAACCUGAAUUAUAAGUUACAAUUUCUGAAUUACAUUUCACUAACCUGAAUUACAUGUUUCACUUCCAGAGUUACAAUUGAUUCAUUCUGAAUUAUAAGUUACAAUUUCUGAAUUACAUUUCACUGACCUGAAUUACAUGUUUCACUUCCAGAUGUAUUCUGAAUAAUAAGACACUGAAUUACAUUUCACUGACCUGACUUACAUUUCACUGACCUGACUCACAUUUCACUGACCUGAAUUACAUUUCACCGACCUGAAUUACAUUUCACUGUCCUGAAUUACAUGUUUCACUUCAAGAGUUACAAUUAAUGCAUUCUGAAUUAUGAAUUACACUCUCUGGAUUACAUUUCACUAUCUGAAUUUCAACUUUCACUUUCUGAAUUACAAUUUACAAACUGAAUUGAAAUUGACGCUUUCUGAAUUGCAAUUGGCUUUUCUGAAUUAUAAGUUACACUGUCUAAAUUACAUUUCACUUAUUUGAAUUAUAUGUUUCACUGUCUAAAUCUGAAUUACAAUUACUUUCUGAAUUACAACUGAGACAGGUGCAGUUAUGAAAAUAUUUCUGAAGCUGCAAAUGAUUAUUUAUUCAUUUUUCGUUGUUUUCGAAUAUAUUAUUGUCAGGUGCCAACCAUAUUCGAGUAGUGUGGAAAACGCUCACUUUGUAUAGAUAGGUUCGAAAAAUCUAGCGUAAUGAAAAAAAAAUGGAUUGCAUCAAAUGAACAUUCCAGGAAAAAAAUUAAUGGAUAAAUGGUGAUCUGAUCUAUUUUCGUGGAAUGUUUAUUUUGUCGUAAAAGAUAUCUGCAUGUUUAGACAUAAAUUGUCCGACUUUGUACAUAGUUACUACAGUUUACGUUAAAGAAAAAAACUAGGAUACAAUUUCUAAUGCAAUAUAACAUGUAGCACUUUGUAAACGUGUUAUUAGACAAAAUUAGGGUAACCAUUUUUUAUACUAGUCGAAAACUUUAAGGAAAACAACCCGUUUUUUAUGGAAAACAAGUGCAAAACUUACAAAUAAAUUAAUUAAGGUUUCUUAUAAAAAAAUAUCACCUUGCUCAUUCGAUAUUCUAAAAAUAUGGGAUCCACUAAACGCAUCAAAAUUGCUAAGACAACAGAACUAUCGAUAUCAAAGUUUCGUGACCCUAUUCUGUGUGUCAGUUCGUACUUAAAAAUGUGUUUUGAAUCCAAUGAGGAGAUAUUUCGCCUCCCCCCUGUAUUGGCUCAUAGGUAUAUCGCGUAGAUACUCAUUUAUAAAUCAAGAGGUAUUAUGAAUUAAGGUUAUAUUACACAGUGACACUCGAAAUCUUCAAACCAUGCGAGAUAUUGGAAAAUAUAUCUAGUUUGCUUUGAACCUAGACAGUGUUUUUGGAUCGCCCUGUAAUUUUGAGUGGUUAUUAUUACCUCUGUUUUGUCUAAUAGUGGAUUCACUGGUACACCUAGGCUGUAUUUAUUUUGGGAAGGGGGCUCAUUGGAGUAUAUUUUCUGAAAAAAUCUAAGAAAAUCGCAGUAUUUCAAACAUUCUGAAAAAUUGAGUGAAGUAGCAACACAUUAUUUUUAUUUAAGUUAGAAAUUUACAGGGUGUUUCAAAUGAAUUUUAUACAGGGUGUAUCUAAAUAACACCGAAAAAAUUCGAGGGGUGAUUUCUUGUGAUAUUUUAGGAAAUGAAGAUCCUAACUUGCUUUAUUUCGAGAUACAGGGUAUUGAUAUUUCCAUGAAAACUAUUUUUUCUAUUCAUCUCUCCAUUGUCUUUUCAUCAAUUUUAAUUGAACGUUGUGGUUCUGUUAAUAGUAAUAUGGAGCUUCUUCUAGUGCAAUUUGAUUCGAAAUAAUAUUUCCAGUGGCGUCACAGUGGGUAAAAAGGCCCCGCACUUUCCUUAUGGAAAAUGGCUUUCGGUCAAAUUCCCUGAAUUUUUGGUAUGGUGUAGAUUUUGACUUCCUAAGCAAAAGUGUUCAUGGGCACAAAGAAAUCUGCUGACUAGUUUUCGAGAUACAGGGUGUCAAAGAUGAAAAGUGAAGCUUUCUGCUCAGAAUUUUUAACAACUCCGAGAAUUGACAAAACGGCCAUCUAUUCAUGGAAUAACAUGCCUGAAUGAUGGUUCAAUGUCAUCUGGAUCUCGUAUCCAUUAUAAUUUUUCGUUUUGGGCUCUACAAUGGGGUGAACAAAGAAAAAUCCAAUUUGAUUAAUUUUAAACCAACCAGGGUAAGUUCUUUCAUGAGAAUUAAAGAUUCAAUUGAGCCUGGACGAACUUCCUCAAUCUCGAUCGAAGUUUUCUGACAUUUUAUUUUUAUAUACAUGGCGGUUCAAAAAGAGGGGUACGUCAAUCCCUAGUUCUUUGAAUCGGAAAGGGGAGAGCAUGUCAUAUAUAUAUCAUACAUUCUCUAAUAUUGAAAACGUCGCAUACUCAGUCCAUAUAUACAUAUAGGGUGAAAAAAAAAUUCAGUCCAAGUUUCUUGAAAAAUGCGGGUUUUUUCAAUGAAUACCCUGUAUUUCGAAAAAGAAUCGGUUCAUUUUCUUGAAUUUUUGAUAUAAUGUACGAUUUGAGAAGUCAGAGAUAUUGUCAUCAAUAUUCAUAAGUCUCCGGAUUCGUUUGUCGGCUAUACAGGCUGAUCCACGGUGGAUGGCCUAUUAGAAGUAUCUGGAGAACGAAAACACUGAACAUUCUGAAAAUUGGGAUGCAUUGAUAAUUGAACAUUCUCUAUCCGUCUAAAAUAUUUUCAUCGAUACAGUGUUGCCACUUUUAUCAGAGACAACUAGCAACUUCGUUAUUUUGAAUAGAGCACCCUGUAUUUUAUUGCAUUUUUAGAUUCUCCCUGAAAAGCUGAUUUCAUCAAUGUAUCACACUUUGGGUCUAGCAGGGAUGAUUACAGAGAUAUAGGGUGUUCAAAAUCGAGAUUUUUCAAUUUCAGGAUUUUUUUGUGUCGAAAGUAUUCAUUAUUGAUCAAAACGGCUUACAUGUCCCUAUCUUAACUUUCGAUUCACUAUCUACUGACAUUUAAUUGGAACAGAUACAGGGUGAUCAGAAUUCUGAAUCUUGAAGCACCCUGUACUUUUUCCAAUCAAAUUCCAGUAGAUAGUCAAUCAAAAGUUGAAAUAGGGACAUGUAAGCCGUUUUGAUCGAGAAUGAAUAGUUUCGACACAAAAAAAUCCUAAAAUUGAAAAUUCUCGAUUUUGAACACCCUAUAUCUCUGUAAUCAUUCCUGCUAGACCCCAAGUGUGCUACAUUGAUGAAAUCAGCUCUUUAGGAAGAACAUAAAAAUGCAAUGAAAUACAGGGUGUUCCAUUUGAAAUAACAAAGUUGCUAGUUGUUUCUGAUAGAAGUGGCAACACUGUAUCGAUGAAAAUAUUUUAGAUGGAUAGGGAAUGUUCAAUUAUCAAAGCAUCCCAAUUUUCAGAAUGUUCUGUCUUUUCGUUCUCCAGAUACUUCUAAUAGGCCCUUUUAUGACGUAGAAACCUCAUCUCGCCAUAGUUGAAUGAAAAUACCAAACGCCCGACGGAGACUGAUGCAACUGAUAUAUUAAUUCUUUCAACUGUGAUCUCGCGCUAAUUCACUCUAUCAGAAAUCAUGUAUCAUUCAUCUCUGUCUGGAAUAGUCUUGUUUCAGUAUUAGGGUUUUGACGUCACAUCAUCGCCUCGUUUUCAGAGGUCCAAAAAAUCGGGGAUUUCAAUAAUUUUUUAUAAAACGUAGGGAGCUCACAGCAAGAAACGGUUUGCGGUGGUGAGCUAGUUUGGGUGAGUUCUAUCGAAUUAUGAAAUAAAAAUUUGUUGUGAUAUAAGCCCAUUAUAAUGGAUACGAGAUCCAGAUGACAUUGUACCAUCAUUCAGGCAUGUUAUGCCAUGAAUAAAUGGGCGUUUUGUCAAUUCUCGGAGUUGUUGAAAAUUCUGAGCAGAAAGCUUCACUUUUCAUCUUUGACACCCUGUAUCUCGAAAACUAGUCACUCGAUUUAUUUGUGCCCAUGGACACUUUUGCUUAGGAAGUCAAAAUCUACAUCAUACCAAAAACUCAGGAAAUUUUACCGUAAUCCAUUUUCCAUAAGGAAAGUGCGGGGUCCUUUAUCAUGGUGAAUGUACACCACUUGUUUUUCUGAGUCCAAAUUUAAAUGUAGGUGUUUUCAAGACUUUCAUUGAGAUUACUCAAUAACCCCAAUUAGAAUCAUUUUGAAAUUUUGGGGCUUUCUCAGUCCCAAUCCAUACUGAAUUUUGGCACCAUGAAAGCUUAUACAAGGGGGUUAUAAAUAAGAACAAUUAAUACUUCCAACUUCACCAUCCUGUAUCUCAAAAACGGAUCAAGUUAAGACACAUGUUUUUAUGAACUUUAUUUGCUAGAAUAUCACAAGGAAACACCCCUUGAAUUUUUUCGGUAUUAUUCAGAUACACCCUGUAUACACUUCGUGAGAGGUUGUCAAAAAAGAGUGAAUUCGGACGACUGCACUUGCAAAAUAAGGAAACUCCUUGAAUCUUUCCUUCUAAUAACAUCACAUAUAUUUAAAAAUAAGAAUAUUAAUUAACUCAAGAAGAGUGUAUACUUCUCUUGAUAGGAUGAUCCUCCUUACCAUAGCUUAAAGGUGAAUCAGUGGUGGAUUUGAUGUAUUGUAUCUCCCUUUGUAUUUUAUAUUCGAUGAUUGCACACAGGUUUCGAAUAUUUCUGAUACGGAUGAAAAAAAUAAUUGAUGAUGAAAGUAUAAAAGUGAUGAUGAUUUUGUGUUUAAUAUUUGGUGCAAUUGAAGACUGUUGUUUUAUAUAAAUUUAUUGUUUUGUGUUUCUCUUUUAUGUAUAGCUAGGCAGAAUCUGAUUGUGAAAUUCGAACUGAAUUCCUCCAUUUUUUUGAACGAUGAUUUUUUUUCACUCAGCAGUACUCUUGUUUCUACAUGUUUUGCAUAUGAUGCCUUUAUUAUAAGCAUACAACUCUUUUAUUGCUCUUUUAUGAUUAUUUCCAAAGAGACAGUAAUAUGUGUGAUUUUUUUUAUUAUAGUAAAUAACAAUUUAUAUAAAUAUCAUUUUAUUAAUAUUAUUAUCCAAAAUAUUAAAAGUUAUAUUAUAA
Molecule: messenger RNA, 11150 nt
Organism: Phaedon cochleariae (mustard beetle)
Lineage: Eukaryota; Metazoa; Arthropoda; Insecta; Coleoptera; Chrysomelidae
Source: the annotation of a GenBank genome assembly